Messenger RNA from Sorghum bicolor (sorghum), 1946 nucleotides. Its product is annotated as triacylglycerol lipase 2. Gene Ontology annotation, biological process: lipid metabolic process. The record is from RefSeq and is a predicted model, not a curated record. Bases 275 to 1525 code for a protein of 416 amino acids. The transcript has 8 exons. Lineage: Eukaryota; Viridiplantae; Streptophyta; Magnoliopsida; Poales; Poaceae. Gene Ontology annotation, molecular function: hydrolase activity, acting on ester bonds.
AGCGAGUAAUAAUAAUGCUUUCUGAAUUCUGAUCCAUCCCCAUCCAUCCAUGCCGGCUAGCUCCCGCGCACUUUAAAUACGCGCGCACUGCCUUCGUCUGCUCGUCACGAUCGCACAUUCGCACUAGCUACGCGCACAAAGCUAGCUAUAGCCGAAGGCAAGCGAGAGCUUCCGCGUGCACCACCGCCGGCGACCGCCACCAGCCUGUCUGUUUCUGGAUCGGAUCGGAGGUACCUCCGCCGGCGACCACCGCCACCAGCAGCUAGCUAGCAGCAUGGGCACUGCUGCCGUCGCGCUGGCGCUGCUGUUCUUGUCGUCGACCCUGCGCCUCGCCGUCGUCGUCGGAGCCCGCGUCAUCCACCAGCCGUACGGCGGCGGCGGAGGUGGUGGACCAUGCGCGCUGGCCGUGGCGCCGCUCGGCUACACCUGCGAGGAGCACCAGGUGACGACGGCGGACGGAUACAUCUUGAGCUUGCAAAGGAUCCCGAGGGGCCGCGGCGGCGGCGCGGCCGGAGGGCGUGGCGGUGGCGGUGCCUCGUCCUCGCGCGCGGGGCAGCCGGUGCUCCUGCAGCAUGGGGUCCUUGUGGACGGCAUGUCAUGGCUGCUGGCCUCGCCGGAGGAGUCGCUGCCGUUCAUCCUCGCCGACCGCGGCUUCGACGUCUGGAUCGCCAACAACCGGGGCACCCGCUGGAGCCGCCGCCACGUCUCGCUCGACCCCUCAAGCCGGCUCUACUGGAACUGGUCCUGGGAUGACCUGGUGGUCAACGACUUGCCGGCCAUGGUUGACUUCGUCAACACACAGACCGGGCAGAAGCCUCACUACAUCGGACACUCCAUGGGGACGCUGGUGGCGCUGGCGGCCUUCUCGGAGGGCCGGGUGGUGGACCAGCUGAAAUCCGCGGCGCUGCUCACGCCGGUGGCCUACCUCGCCCACAUCACCACCCCCAUCGGCAUCCUGCUAGCCAAGGCCUUCGUCGGCGAGGCGCUCUCGGACCUCCUCGGCGUCGCCGAGUUCGACCCGGUAGCGCCGCCGGUGACGAACCUGAUCAGGGCGUUCUGCCGCCGGCCAGGCAUGAACUGCUACGACCUUCUCGGAUCCAUCACCGGCAAGAACUACUGCCUUAACAGCUCCGCCGUCGACGUCUUCCUCAAGUACGAGCCCCAGCCGACCUCCACCAAAACCAUGGUCCACUUCGCUCAAACCGUGCGCGACGGCGUGCUGACCAAGUACGACUACGUGCUGCCGGAGCGAAACAUCGCGAGCUACGGCCAGGCCGAGCCGCCGGUGUACGAGAUGUCCGGCAUCCCGGCGGGCUUCCCGCUCUUCCUCAGCUACGGCGGCCGGGACUCGCUCGCCGACCCCGCCGACGUGCGCCUCCUGCUGCAGGACCUCCGGGGCCACGACCGCGACAAGCUCACGGUGCAGUACCUUGACCAGUUCGCGCACCUCGACUUCAUCAUCGGCGUCUGCGCCAAGGACUACGUCUACAAGGACAUGAUCGCCUUCCUCAACCGCUUCAACUAGUAGUAGCUAUAGCUACUAGUUCAGUGACUGCCAUCUUCAGUCUUCCACUCACUGCAGGGCGUGAACAUUGGUCAUACAUAUGUCAGAAGUGAAAAAUAUACAUGAAGUAAUUUAAUACUACUAGAUUACUAGAUAGUUAUAUUGAUAUGGAUUUGUCUGAGCAAGGAAGCUAGCUAGAUAGCCAGCUAGGUGUCAUGGAGAAGGGUGAUCACCGGAACAGCGGUCAGCCCAGCCAGUCGUCACACUGUAUUUGCAAUUUGUAACACUGAACAAUUACUAAAGGAAAGGUAGUAGCUCAUAUAAUAAGCUUUUGAUGUGUACCUCGUCGGCUCGUCCAUGUCUGUUGGCAGCCAAUUAUUUUAUCAAGAGUUACAUAAACAAGUUUAUGAGCUUCACUGCUUCAGAGUAAAAGCAGGACUUA